This is a messenger RNA of Penicillium macrosclerotiorum, 435 nucleotides long. RefSeq lists its product as uncharacterized. The record is from RefSeq and is a predicted model, not a curated record. The transcript has a single exon. NCBI's taxonomy places the organism in Eukaryota, Fungi, Ascomycota, Eurotiomycetes, Eurotiales, Aspergillaceae. The coding region runs from base 1 to 435 and encodes 144 amino acids.
AUGAACGUCUGCAUUCAGCCACAGGAAGAACUCUCGAAGAGGACGGGUGGCUGGGUUCCGCCGUCCGCCAGCUUUGCAAUCGGUCUGUCAGACCGGAGGAAAGUCCGAUGGAUGAUCCAGCGUGUCGCAGGCGAUGCGGCUCUGGACCAAGGGGCCCUUCCCCUGAUCUCCGAUUUCCAAUCUGAGCGCCUAGAAUUUCAUUCUGAAAAUGAAGCGGCCGAACUCGUGAUGCGCCCCCGCUCAAUUUCGAGAGCUGCAGUGGCUGCGCUCAGCGAAAGGCACGGGGUCUCUCGAUCCUGGUCUGUUGAGAGAAACACAGCCACUGCCGCCUCGGGGAUGAGAGCGAGAGAUGCGCAGUCAUGUCUCCAGCUCUCACCGCAACUUCUCUCGAGGUUCUCUCGAUUGGAGAUCAGUCAACCAGGGGGAGAAGUAUAG